This is a messenger RNA of Lycium ferocissimum, 1155 nucleotides long. RefSeq lists its product as uncharacterized. The record is from RefSeq and is a predicted model, not a curated record. Lineage: Eukaryota; Viridiplantae; Streptophyta; Magnoliopsida; Solanales; Solanaceae. The coding region runs from base 1 to 1155 and encodes 384 amino acids. The transcript has a single exon.
AUGGAACUGAAACAAAACUUGAUAGAGUACCCGGCAAUCGCCUGGGCUGAUGUGCAUAACAAAUAUCAGUCGAAAAUAAGAGUCGAAGACGAUAAGAUUUUGAGGGCCGCUUCUGUGUCCUGGCAUUCUGGUAAAGGAACUGAUCGUACAAGGAGAGCGGUGGAUCAAGAUUCCAGAUCGUCCUAUGACAGGUACCAGCCGUAUUCGCUCGAUCGAAGAGGAAAUGGCCAUAACACUGAAUCGGGCAAAAUUGAUACGAGAAAUGACCGAAGGAGCGAUCGAGGUCCAAACCGUGGGUUGGUAAACAAAAAUGUUGUCGAAAGAAUUUCGGGGAACAGAGAGAUUCCAAGGUUAUCCGAGUACAACUUUUGCGUCGAUGUAGCAACUUUAGCGGCGGCCGUUAGCCGAAACAAAGAAACAAGGCAUCCGAGGCCCAUCCAAUCUGACCCGGAGAAGCGGGACAAAAGCCUUAUUUGCAAGUAUCAUCAUACUCACGGCCACCGGACCGAAGAUUGUCGGCAGCUGAGGGAGGAGGUGGCCCGUCUGUUCAAUUUGGGGCAUCUUCGAGAAUUCUUGAGUGAACGAGCGAAAACUCAUUUUAAAAACCUGGAUUCCAACAAGCUUGAUAGACCGGAAGAGCCUCAUCAGGUGAUACAUGAUUAUGGGUGGAACCGACGUGCCCACGGACCAGUGAUGAAGCGCACGAAGAUCUCCAUAACGAGAGAAAAGCAUGUUCGAAGCGAUGAUCCCGAUGGUGCCAUCACGUUCGAUGACGAGGACAUGGAAGGCAUUGCCCAACCACAUAAUGACGCACUGGUAAUCUCUAUCCUUGUCAAUAAUGUUAGAAUUAAACGUGUGCUGAUUGAUCCAGGUAGCUCGGCUAAUAUCAUCCGAUGGAGAGUCAUCGAACAGCUGGGGCUACUAGAUCAGAUCGUGCCUGCCAUACGAGUCCUCAAUGGAUUCAACAUGGCAUGCGAAACGACCAAAGGCGAGAUCACUCUACCAAUCAGCAUGGCAGGAAUUACGCAGCAGACGAAAUUUUAUGUGACAGAAGGUGAUAUGGGAUAUAAUGCACUGCUGGGCAGACCGUGGAUUCAUCUCGUAAGAGCAGUCCCUUCGACUAUGCAUCAGAUGUUGAAAUUUCUGACCCCAUAA